This is a messenger RNA of Eremothecium gossypii ATCC 10895, 2010 nucleotides long. It is a transcript of the gene RNH70, whose product is annotated as Rnh70p. Gene Ontology annotation, molecular function: exonuclease activity; nucleic acid binding. Gene Ontology annotation, cellular component: nucleus. The transcript has a single exon. The record is from RefSeq and is marked provisional. Bases 1 to 2010 code for a protein of 669 amino acids. NCBI's taxonomy places the organism in Eukaryota, Fungi, Ascomycota, Saccharomycetes, Saccharomycetales, Saccharomycetaceae.
AUGCAGACACUUCCGGUGUACCCAGCGUCACAGACUGCGUCGCCUACGAAGCGUGAACUUGCAGCGGCGCCCUCGGUGCCGCAGGACGGCGCCCGGCUGCCUGCGCAGCUCACUUUAGUGACGCCCCCAGAACCUGAUAUCCAGAAGAAGUCAGUGCGAUCUCAGGUCGCGCGUUUAAGCAUCUCGGAGACAGAUGUAGUGAAGAGUGAUAUCGUGGCUAAGCUUUCCGGGACGUGCGCGGUAGAGUGGCGCGAUACUCCUGCAGCUACUGGGGAUACGGCCAGCGUUCCGGGAUCUAAGCGGCGCAGGAGGAGAUCCAGCGCUGUUACCGUGCAACAGCCGUUCGGCAAGUUGAAGCAGGGCAACAUGAGUACCUCUUCCCUUCCUAUUCCAAAUAAAAAAAAGAAAUCCGUGAAGCCUGCUUCUUUCAAAUUAAAUGAAAAGGCAACCCAAAAACCACUCUCGAUUAAAGAUAUACGAGAUUUGGUCCAGUACAUAUUCCACGAUACGAACAACUCUCCCAACUGGAUUACGAUAGAAAAUAGGGCCUCUUUGAAGAAGGUGGUCGUCCUAUUCACUCCAGGCCUUUUACCCGAGGACUUCAGUCUACCGAAGGAUUCAUUGUUUCAUAAAAAUAUUCCGAAAUUGCAAGACGCACAUCUAAACUCGAUUAGUGAAAAUGAACAGAUGUGCAAGCAAAUGUGUAUCUUGCCGUUAUCAGCGCCGGGAUCAAAGAAUUCCCUAUUUUCUGCAUACAAUUCUUUUGUCAAUGUAGGCUUGUCAAAAAAGGAGAAGAUCGCAAAGGUGGAACAAUUGAACAAAAAGGAAAUCACUUUGCUUGAUUUGCUAAUGACCGUUGAUGACUUAUUGCAUAAUGAGUACCCCAUCCAUCUAAACACACCUGGCUUAUCGGAGGAGUACCAAAAGGCUUUGUUGCUAAAGUAUCAGAAUAAGGAGAAGUACAGUGGGUGGGUGGACACUGUCAGUUUCCAACACGACGGUUCUCACACGUUUGCCAUCGACUGUGAGAUGUGCCUUUCAAAAAACGGAUACGUGUUGACGCGUGUGAGCGUCGUCGAUUUUGAUUGUAACUUAGUUUAUGACAAGUUUGUCAAGCCAGAUGAGCCCAUUGUGGACUACUUAACGAAGUACAGCGGUAUUACAGAGGAGAAGUUGGUCGGGGUGACCACGACUUUGCAAGACGUCCAACAGGAUCUCUUGCGGAUGAUAAGCGCAACAGAUGUGCUUAUCGGCCAUUCAUUGCAGGCCGACUUGAACGUCUUGAAAAUGCGGCAUCCCCUCGUCAUUGAUACUUCUAUAAUAUAUGAGCACAAGGCAGGACCUCCGUUCAAACCAGCUUUACGGUAUUUAGCUGAUGAAUACUUACAAAAGCAGAUCCAAACAGAUGAUGGCAAUGGGCAUGACUCCUAUGAAGACGCCAUGACCUGCAUGGAGCUAACCAAAUUGAAAAUAGUCAACGGGCUGACCUUUGGCAUUGGAAUCAAUACCGAGAACCUCUUCCACAGGCUAACGAGGCAAGGCGUCAAGUCAAUGACCCUAAGCGACUCUGUGCUUCGCCAAGCGCCGCAGCCGAAGUCCCCCGCGGGCUUGGAGACGUCUUUGAAAUGCGACAACGACGAGGAGAUCGUACAGCGGAUUCUUGCAAACAUCGAAGAAGGUAACCUUUUUGUCGCCAGAAUGCGCGAGCUAGAGUACGCCCGCCAGUUCGUCAAGUGCAAGGCAGAAGACGCAGCGGCCAAGUAUGCAGACGAAGCAGUCCAAAACUUAGGGAACAGAUUACAGCGCCUCUAUGCGGCCUGUCCUGCCUCUACCAUGCUCAUCGUCUGCUCCGGCAACGGUGACCCCAGGGACUGGCUGAAGCUCAUGGAGGAGUUCAACGAACUGAACAAAGAGGAGAAGGCCUCGGCCAGAAAGGAGCGUGAGAGCGAAAUCCAGGCUGCUGUAACCAAGGCCAGAGAUGCCGUCGCAUUGGUCAUGAUCAAGCAGUAG